AUGCCGAUUCUGUCCUUCCCGGGCGAGAAGGCGCUGCGCUUCGUGGGGGACACCUCGGCGGCCGAGAGGGACGCGGACUCGCGUCCUGAUGCACGCCCGCGCGCACGUCGUGCUCGCGUCGGAGAGCGCCAGGGCCAGCGCCGCGGAGGCCGCCGCCGCGCUCCGCGCGUACCUCCGCGUCGUCUACGCGUCGAAGAUGAUGGCCGGGCCGAGCCAGCAGAAGCUCCGCUUCGCGUGGCGCGGGACGAGAGCGGCAAGAAGAAGGCGGCGGCGGCGGCGGCUAAGGCGCAGGGCCAGGGGCACACGUCGCUGACGCCGUGA
This is a messenger RNA of Miscanthus lutarioriparius, 321 nucleotides long. Lineage: Eukaryota; Viridiplantae; Streptophyta; Magnoliopsida; Poales; Poaceae. The record is from the annotation of a GenBank genome assembly.